This is a messenger RNA of Thunnus maccoyii (southern bluefin tuna), 1516 nucleotides long. Its product is annotated as serine hydrolase-like protein. The transcript is spliced from 12 exons. NCBI's taxonomy places the organism in Eukaryota, Metazoa, Chordata, Actinopteri, Scombriformes, Scombridae. The coding region runs from base 311 to 1264 and encodes 317 amino acids. The record is from RefSeq and is a predicted model, not a curated record.
CAUCAGGAGGUUAAAAUACGGAUUGAGGCUUUUAAAGACUUUUUAUAGAAUCUGUGUCAUCAUUUAGCAACACCAAUCAACUAUCACCAAUCAGAUGUCGCCUGACAGACCGUACCGAGGGAAAAGUAUCAAGGUGUCACGAUAAGACCCGCCCCUUUAUUACUUACCCAAUCAAAUGUUUGGUUGCAGCUUCAGGAAACCACAGAACUUCCUGUUAAUAAGUUUCAGGAGUCGGUGACGCGUUAUUGAAAUAUUUGUGGAAGUAUUUUACAAGUUUUAAAGCGUCAGACUUUGUGCAACAUCCGCUCCAAUGACACAAGCAGUCUGUGUUUCAGUGUCAGAGCUCUCUCUACCGGUCCCCUGGGGGGAGAUCAGAGGUAAAGUCUGGGGUCCUGAUCACGGCCGUCCUGUACUGUGCCUGCACGGCUGGGCUGAUAACUGUGGUUCAUUCAACACCCUCAUUCCUCUUCUACCCAAAGAGUGCAGAUACGUAGCAGUGGACCUGGUGGGUCACGGUCUGUCCUCACAUCGUCCUCCCGGAGCUUUCUACUCCUCUCCUGCAUACGUGGCGGACGUACGCAGAGUCGCUGACGCUCUCCAGUUGAAGAAAUUCACCCUCAUAGGCCACAGUAUGGGUGCUGACAUCGGAGCGAUGUUCAGUGCUCUGUAUCCUGAGAUGGUCGAGGCUCUCGUACUUCUCGACGCCUUCGGGUUCUUGCCGACAGAUUCGACAGAAAUAUCCAAAGUGAUGAGGCAGGGGAUCGAAGAGAUGCUCCGGUUUGAGAAAAAGACAGAAGAGAAAAGAAGAGUUUACACUUAUGAGAAGGCAGUUGAGAGGUUGUUGGCUGCAAACCCGACUCUGUCUGGAGACUCUGUGAACAUCCUUUUAGAGCGAGGUCUAGUUCGAGUGGAAGGAGCAGGAUUUGUGUUCUCCAGAGACCUGCGAGUUAAUUUUAAAAACCCAGUGCGCAUCAGCCUGGAGCAGAGUCUGGAGAUGCAGUCGAGGAUACGAGCUUCAAUUCUAGUUGUUCUAUCAGAAGGCGGCUUUGAUAGAAUAUUUUCUGAACCAGCCCAAAAGAAAUUUGGCUCAACGCUCCUCCAGUGUUUCCGAGACAGAAAUCACACGGUGGUGACGGUAGCAGGAGAUCAUCACGUCCAUCUGAAUAAUCCUGAAGUCGUCGCUCCGUUUGUGUCUGACUUCCUGUUGACCAAAGUGUUGUCACAGCCAGAGGACAGAAAACACAAGAAGACGUCUAACUUAUAAACUAAACACACACACAAGCAUUUCACUAACACACUGUCACAUUUCAUAUUGUUUACAUUACCAAUAGUCAUUAAUUUUAUUCACAGCACCAUUAAAAAAGAUGUUUAACUGAACUUUUAACUGGUACUGAAGGUUGUUGUGAGAGGAACACUAGAUUAAUAAUGGACAUUUUGAAUUGUUCUGCUGUAUUUAGACUGUAGUGUUUACAACUUCUGGGCAGCAGAUGCAGUAAAACAGCCAUCCUGACUCUCA